Messenger RNA from Carassius gibelio (silver crucian carp), 2099 nucleotides. RefSeq lists its product as uncharacterized. The record is from RefSeq and is a predicted model, not a curated record. NCBI's taxonomy places the organism in Eukaryota, Metazoa, Chordata, Actinopteri, Cypriniformes, Cyprinidae. Gene Ontology annotation, molecular function: peptidase inhibitor activity. Gene Ontology annotation, cellular component: extracellular region. The transcript is spliced from 2 exons. Bases 231 to 1883 code for a protein of 550 amino acids.
UCAAGGCCUUCCAUUCAGAUUACUAGAAAGCAACCAGCAUGUUAGUUUGAUCAGGGUUGGAGUUGACCUCAUUGUCAUUGGAUCUUUAAAAACCCAUUUUACCAGGAUUGAUGUUGCAGAAACACAUUUAUUCGUUUUAGUCUUUUUUCCACUUUACAGUCUGCUCCUUCUGGCAUACAAAUUCAGCGCAUUUUACAGUACAUAUCAUUGUGACAUCAUAACCUGGGAGGAUGACAGCUCGAGUGCAUUGCUCGUUGAUUGCUGUUGUAUUGUGUCUGUUCGGAUACUUGAGCACAUCAGAUGCUACUAUAGUGAAGCCAGGUCGAUGUCCAAACCUGAAGAACAUUCCACUGUCUGCUAAAAGCUGUAUCAAUGAUGGCGAGUGUCCUGCCAUACAGAAAUGUUGCCCAAACACCCGUGGCCAUGCAUGCAGUGUACCAAGCAGCCAGGGCAGCGGCCAGCGAGGCGGCCAGCGCAUGGGCCAGGCUCAGGAAAGCGGCCAGGGCCACGGUCGUGGUCUGGUUCACAACCAGGGUCAGGGAAGCAUUCAGGGAAGUGGCCAGGGUCGCAGCCUAGGUCAUGAAAGCGGCCAGGGUCAGGGAAGCAUUCAGGGAAGUGGCCAGGGUCAGGGAAGCAUUCAGGGAAGCGGCCAGGGUCAGGGAAGCAUUCAGGGAAGCGGCCAGGGUGAGGGAAGCGGCCAGGGUCAUGGCCAGGGAAUGGGCCAGGGCCAGGGCCAGGGAAUGGGAAUGGGCCAGCGCCAGGGAAUGGGCCAUGGUGAGGGAAGUGGCCAGGGAAUGGACCAGGAUCAGGGAAGUGGCCAGGAUCAGGGAAGUGGCCAGGGUCAGGGAAGUGGCCAGGGUCACGGCCUGGGCAAGGCAAUGGAACUGGGCAUGGGCCAGGGAAUGGGCAUGGGCCAGGGCCAGGGCAUGGGCCAGGGCAUGGGCCAGGGCCAGGGCAUGGGCCAGGGCAUGGGCCAAGGAAUGGGCCAGGGCAUGGGCCAAGGAAUGGGCCAGGGCAUGGGCCAAGGAAUGGGCCAGGGCAUGGGCCAAGGAAUGGGCCAGGGCAUGGGCCAAGGAAUGGGCCAGGGCAUGGGCCAAGGAAUGGGCCAGGGCAUGGGCCAGGGCAUGGGCCAGGGCAUGGGCCAGGGCAUGGGCCAGGGCAUGGGCCAGGGCAUGGGCCAGGGCAUGGGCCAAGGAAUGGGCCAGGGCAUGGGCCAGGGCAUGGGCCAAGGAAUGGGCCAGGGCAUGGGCCAGGGCAUGGGCCAAGGAAUGGGCCAGGGCAUGGGCCAGGGCAUGGGCCAAGGAAUGGGCCAGGGCAUGGGCAUGGGCCAGGGCAUGGGCCAGGGCAUGGGCCAAGGAAUGGGCCAGGGCAUGGGCCAAGGAAUGGGCCAGGGCAUGGGCCAAGGAAUGGGCCAGGGCAUGGGCCAAGGAAUGGGCCAGGGCAUGGGCCAAGGCAUGGGCCAGGGCAUGGGCCAAGGCAUGGGCCAGGGCAUGGGCCAAGGCAUGGGCCAAGGAAUGGGCCAGGGCAUGGGCCAGGGCAUGGGCCAAGGAAUGGGCCAGGGCAUGGGCCAAGGAAUGGGCCAGGGCAUGGGCCAGGGCAUGGGCCAGGGCAUGGGCCAGGGCAUGGGCCAAGGCAUGGGCCAGGGCAUGGGCCAGGGCAUGGGCCAGGGCAUGGGCCAAGGCAUGGGCCAGGGCAUGGGCCAGGGCAUGGGCCAGGGCAUGGGCCAGGGCAUGGGCCAGGGCAUGGGCCAGGGCAUGGGCCAAGGCAUGGGCCAAGGAAUGGGCCAGGGCAUGGGCCAAGGAAUGGGCCAGGGAAUGGGCCAGGGAAUGGGCAUGGGCAUGGGCAUGGGCAUGGGCAUGGGCCAGGGCCAGGGCCAGGGCUAGGACAUGAGUCAAGGUAGAGGCCAGGGCAUGGGCCAGGGCAGUGGUCAGGGUCAGGAAAGUGGCCGGGGCCAUGGUCUGUGAUGUGAUCAGGGUAACUGUGGACUUUGAAUCUUUGAUAGGAAUUUUGCAUAACAAAAUUCUACAAAAUUUAGCUUUGACUGUUAAGAAAGAUUCUUCCCCUCCUUCCCUCAAAUAAAAAAAAAUUGCUUGACUGAA